Molecule: messenger RNA, 3186 nt
Organism: Microtus ochrogaster (prairie vole)
Lineage: Eukaryota; Metazoa; Chordata; Mammalia; Rodentia; Cricetidae
Exons: 3
Coding region: 13-621 (202 amino acids)
Source: RefSeq, a predicted model, not a curated record
CGGCUCCGGCCGAUGCUCCUGAGCCCGCGCCUCCCUGCUGCUCCUCCUCCUCCAGCUCCGAGCCUCGCCCGCCUCGCUCGCUCGAUUUCCUUCCAGAACCAGCUUCCAAACUGGCGCGCUGGGGUGGGGCGGUCACGUCUCUGCUUCUGGCCGCCUCUUUCUCAGGAGGAGAUUGGAGGGCAACUUUGUGAAGUCGGUUCCUCUCUUCCUACCUUUGCAUGGGUUCUGGUGUUCGAACUCAGGUCCUCAGACUUGUACAGCAAAAGCUUUGCCCCAUCUGUAAGUGUUGAUGGUGACUUGGGUUCAGUAAGACCCAAGUGCACCUUCCUCCCUCCCUCUUCCCUUUACUGGGCCCCUUUUAUAUUUACAAAUGCAGUAACCUAUUCAAGUUCUGCUGGUUUCUUCCCCUAUACCAGGCUAGCAUUGGAGGAGCAGGAUGGUGGUGGUGUCUCAGGCAUCCCAGGAGGAAGGACUGAACCAGAGGCCCCACCCCUUGAGAGCCCAGAGGUGUUAAGAAUGCACAUAGGAGAGGGGUGGAGGCUCCUGGCCGAAACACUCAGAACUGGCUUCGGACCUGUGGAUUUGGCAUGCAAGCCAUGCUAUUCAAAUGCCAAGGACUGAGGCACUCCUGGCACCAGGCCAGAGCUGAAGUGAAACCAAAUUCCCUGGGUGUACCUGUUUCCUGAAUUGGCUAGCCUUGGACAACGUAACUUCUAAAGUUUUCUGCUGCCUGUAAGUGCCCGAGACAGUAGGAUCCUAGGGCCACCCACGGGGAGUAGGAGUUUAUCAUAUCUCUGGCUGUCACUUUUCUCCUUGAUGGUUGUGACAGUCUUUCUAGACUCUUCUUCACCCUGCCCCAGAGCAGCCCUAGCCCACACAUUUGGUUUCCAGUUCUCUGUAGCCCGGAAGAUAGAAUCUCAGCCUCUAGAUUGGUCCUGGCACACUACCAUGACUCCCACUACCGUGUCCCGGGCACUGCCUCAGUCUCCUGGAAUUGACGGGUUUGAGUGUCACCCCACUGCCUCAACAAAGAAUUGAUCCUGCUGCCUCCACGCUGGGCCUUUCCCUCUCUCAGUUACCACGCACCUGGGUCACUUGUCAUCCGGUCUUGUCACUCCCAGGAAAUAGCAAGCCCUGAGCAUACAGGGACUCGUGCCCAGUCGAGGUCUUGAAGGCGUUUGGGAAAUGCCAUCUCAGCGUGUUACACUGACUGCUGGCUUCUUUGAACCGAGGCCUGGGAACAGAGCCUUUACCCAGUGAACAGGCUGGACAGCCUUGUUUUUCAGUUUCUGACUCGGGGUCUUGUUAUCUAGUCCAGGUUGACUAGAACUCACAAUCCUGUCUCUGCCUCUGGAGCUGAGAGCCCAGAUGUGUACGGCCAUGUCUGGCUUCUGUAUCUAACGAGACAACCUUUGUUCACCAUUCCACUGUCCCAAAAUUUGUGCCACACCCACCCUUCCAUCCCAGGAGCAGAGAGCCUGUGUUCUUUUCUGUAGCACCAAUCAUUUUGUGAAGAAACAUAGUUUUCUCUCCUUUCGUUGGUUUUUUGAGGCAGGGUUUCUCCACAUAGCCUUGGCUAUCCUGGAACGCGCUAUGUAUAACAGAUUGUCCUCGAACUCACGGAGAUCCACCUGCCUCGGCCUCUCAAGGUUUGCCACCAUGCCCAGCCUUGGUGCUGGGGAUUGAACCCAGGGCCUUGUACAAGCUAGGUAAAUACUCUCCAAACGGAGCAACACAUCUAAUUUUCUCCUUUUAAAAAAAGAAAUGUAUGUGUGUGUGUUCCGUGUGACUGACUGUAUGUCCCUUGUGUCUCUGCAGCACUCAGGCAGGCAGAGGAGGGCCAUGGAUUCCCCCUGGAGCUAGAGUUACAGGCAGUUCUACACUGCGUGACGUGGGUGCUAGGAGUCGAACUCAGGUCCUCUGUAGGAGCGGCAGGUGCUUAAUCGCUGGGCACCUCUCCAGCCCCGGUUUUCCUCCUCUUAAUCUGUCUAAUGACAGUUUAAUUAGUAGACCAACCAAGAACUCAGGAGGGCGGGGAGAUGCCAUUUGCUCUCACUACAGUCUUCUCCGGGGCUGACAGUUGGUCGCACUCCCCUCCAACGCACCAUCUGCCCCCAAAAGAACUUCGUGGCCAUUUCCUAACAGGAAGAGGAGAAGGAGGAAAGGUGGCUUCUUGUUCUGGAGCCUGGUUUUGUUACUGCCUGGUGACCUUUCUGAGCCCUGGAUUCUUGGUUUUGUAAAACAGGACAAAUCACUAGAUUAAGUUCACUCGGGUGCAAGAACUGGCAUGAUAUGCAGACACUGGCAGCCCUGCAGCCCCCACCCUUCGCUCCUCGCUCCUCACCUUCCCCUCCUCUUCUCCUUUGUCCCCUUGGAGCUGAGCUAGCUCUAGCCCCACGGGGAAGAUUUGGGCUGUGUUGGUGGUCACUAAGGACCUCGGGCCUUGCAAAGAGCAGGUUGGCAGAUACCAAGUGGACUCUCCCGUAGUCCUCCUCCCUCAGUGACCCGGUGACCUGGGCAGCACCAGCAGGUUGUGGGUGGAAACUGAGACCUGCCAGGACUUGCUCAGGUGCCUGCCCUCGGGCAGGCAGCUCUCAGACCUGCAGGAGCCAGCCAGGAUGAGACCCACCCCCGGAAGUCCAAACUGCACAGCUGACCCGCUCCUGGGCCACAGGGAGACCUGGACCAGCCAGUCCAGGAGGAGCUGCCAGGCUAAGUGGUCACAGCACUUUGUUCCAGUGUUGAGGAGGCCUGGGAUCCAGGCUUUCAAGGGUUUAGGACCUGGGUUGGGAUCUGGCCUAUGAGGCAGCGUCAGCACGCUCAGCCCUGCCUGCUGAGCACAGUCAAGGGGACUAAGGUGGCACUUUGUAUAUGGGGUAUAUUCUCCCACAGUGUUUUAAAUACCAGCUUAAUAAAGUGAGCUUGGAUUCUUCUGUAUCAUUCCUGACUACCAGUGAGUUUCAGGCCAGCCUGAACAUAAAAACAAAAUAUGAAGUCAUGGUCUGUGUUGAUGACGACCUUCAGCUAGUACUCCUAGGUGCAUGCCCUCCUACUUCAGCAUCCCGGGGGUGAAGCCAGGGCCUCACAUCUGCUAAACCCACGUAACCAAACUGCGCCCCGAGCUACACCCUUAGCUCUGCUGGGUUGUCUCAAAACAAUUCCAAAUAAACAUCAUUCUUUUUUUUA